Drosophila subpulchrella is the source of this 1468-nucleotide messenger RNA. It is a transcript of the gene VhaAC45, whose product is annotated as V-type proton ATPase subunit S1. The coding region runs from base 146 to 1291 and encodes 381 amino acids. The transcript has 5 exons. Gene Ontology annotation, cellular component: proton-transporting V-type ATPase complex. The record is from RefSeq and is a predicted model, not a curated record. NCBI's taxonomy places the organism in Eukaryota, Metazoa, Arthropoda, Insecta, Diptera, Drosophilidae.
UGCGGUCAGCUGGUGCACAUCACAUGACCGUCAUAAGGUUUUUUUCUCACUGGAAUAGGCGACGUCGUGCAAGGCAAAGCGAAAAUUUUCACCACCAUUUUUCGUUUGUAGUUUCAGUUCACUUUUCGUAAGCGAAUCCAGCGAGAUGUUGUGGAAAUCGCUGAUUGCGUUGUGCGUCAUUGGGGCCGCCUUGGCGGAGCAAACGCCCGUCUUUCUGUGGGGAGCCAACAGUGUGGCGAAGCCCUCCCUGAAGACGGUGCCCCAGGCGGAGUUCGCGGAGCAGUUGGCAACGUUGCUGGAAGAUCACAUGGUCGUGGCCUUCGAGGAAAAUGGCCUGAGCAGCAAGGACUUCCUGUGCUCCAACUCCCAGUCGCAGUCCUGCUACGCCCAGCUGCAGGGUGUGAGUCCCAAGACCUACUACACCAGCGUGGAGAACCCCUCGGAGGCCCUGCGUUCCGUGGCCGCCAAGCGGGAGCACAACACCAUCGAUGCCAGCGGCAAGCUGACCACCCCGGCCAAGUGCUCCGUGGGCACGGCCCUCUUUGUGAGCUUCGAGGAUGACGCCGAGAGCAGGGAGUCCAGCCUGGAGUCACAUGACGCCGCCAUCGCCGCUAUCAGCAAGCAGUUCGAGUGCAAGGUGGCUUAUCUCUACCUGGCCGCCCCCUCCACCGCUCCCGUGGUGCAGCGUCGCAUCCGCCGUGACACGGCCGCCACCACCGGUGGAAGCAUGUGGUACGUCGGCAACCAGUUUCAGAUCUUCUACACCGCCCUGCUCUACAACGGCAACCCUGUUACCGUCAACGGAAUUAAGGUCACCAACUCCUCCACUCCCUCUACCAAGUUCUCCGUUGAGCUGGCCACAACCGAUGCCGCCAAGCCAAUCACCUUUGACAUUCUUUAUGAUGGCGGCUACUUUAGCCUGAGCAACCUGGCCUACGAUGGCAGCAACUUCCGCUCCACCGGCGUGAAUGCCCCCACCACGUUCUCCUUCUCGUGCGGCAACCUCACCCUCGACUCGACGGCCGUCAACAACAUGUACAACACCCUGAGCUUCAAGUCCCUGCAGCUGCAGGCUCCCUUCGAUGGCACCUACAAGGAUAACUUCGUGUUCGGCGAUUCCUGGGACUGCGUGGGUUUCGUGACGCCCGGCAUACUGAUGGGUCUGUUCGUGGUCGCCCUGCUGCUGGUCAUCAUGUUCGUCGGCGUCUGCUGGAUGAUGGACAUCAACACAAUGGACCGCUUCGACGAUCCCAAGGGCAAGACCAUCACCAUCAACGCCGCCGCCGAUUAAACCGCGGCCGGCUUCAUUAGUUCACACCUUAUUUGAUUGUUCAAUGCGCACUCAAUAUUCAUUCCUUUAUUCCUUCAGUCUAUCCACAUGUAUUUGUAAACGAAUCAAUACUUAAUACCGUAAUCACAUAACACAUAACAUAUAACCGGGAAAUUAGUCCUCACAAUUUGUAUCGUA